AGCUAAAUUUUUCCAAUUAAGUCAAUUGGCAUAUAGCUAGGCAAUGUGAAGAAUCGAAAAAAAAAGCUAGAGAACGCUAGAUUUUUUAUGUGCCUUUCAUUAUGUUCAUAGAGACUUAACUAUUACUUAUCUUUUCUGUUGAAUGACUUGUUUACAAAUAUGAAGAAAUUCCACCUUAAACUUUGAUAAAAUAAUGUCAAAACAAAUUACCACGUAUUACUGCUGGUGUUUUGAGAAAACAUCAACCGUAAAACGCUCCAAAUGUAAAAAUUAAAUCUGUCAAACAAGAAAGGGUCCAAUUCUCCUCAAAGCACAUCUAGGAAUAAUGUUAAUUACUUAGUCCCCACGUGUACUCUUACAUGUACCUCAACGUUCUCCACCUCCUCACACGUGUCACACCACCCCAUCCUUUUCUCCCUUAUCACUCAUCUAUUUCACUCUCACUUCUUCUCCUCCACAUUUACUCUACUUUCAUAUUUUUCCUCUGCAACAACAAUGUCUGAUCAACAGCAAUCAACCUACGGCCGUACACAGAGGCCACCGACGCGUUCCUCCGGAAUCCAAACCAACAUGGCUAACUCAACCUUCCUACGUAAACUGCAAGAACAUGUUCCAAACUCGACACAACUUGUCGGAUUUUUAACCUUAAUUAUCUCAGGCGCAAUUCUCCUUCUUCUCACUGGGCUUACACUUACUGCUAUUAUCCUGGGAUUGAUUUUCUUUACUCCUUUGGUUUUGCUUUCGAGUCCGGUUUGGAUGCCUGUGGGUACUGUUCUAUUCAUAGUUAUUUUUGGAUUUUUAUCUGUUUGUGGAUUUGGUGUUGCUACGCUGGCGUCUCUUUCGUGGAUGUAUAGGUACUUUAGGGGACUUCACCCGCCCGGUUCAGACCGGGUUGAUUACGCGAGGAGCCGGAUUGCUGAUACGGCUAGCCACGUGAAGGAUUAUGCUAGGGAGUAUGGUGGGUAUCUUCAUAGUAAAGUGAAGGAUGCUGCUCCUGGUGCUUGAGCUGAACCGGUCUGGUUUUGGUCGAACCGGGUUUUUUUUUUUUUUUUUUGUUUGAAAGAUUUUGUUCCUUUUUUGGUUUUUAAUUUUAUAUAAAUCGGACUGUUUGUAGUGUUCUGAUUUACGCAGAAUGUAGUGAUGAUGCUUUUUGAGGAUUUAAGGUUUAUUUAUUUAUUUAUUUAUUUUUGUUGCUCUUAUUUGGAAGUUCGUAGAGGUAAUUGGGAUUUGGGUUGGGCCCUCCUAUAACGUGGAUGAAAAUGAUAAAUGUUGUAACCGGGCCUAAAGGGCAUCGUCAUGUGCUGUUUUUUUGUUUGCUCAAUUAUUUGGUGCAAUUUAUCAUGUGCUCAACCUUAUCAAUACGUAUACAGUAAAGUCCUUUUUCUUGUUGAGGUGGGAAAAAAGUGUAAUAAGCUCCUACUAUGUGCGGUCUGAUGGCAAGAGUUGAAUCAUAUAAAGGUCUAUUUUGUCUGUUUUA
Messenger RNA from Capsicum annuum, 1477 nucleotides. Its product is annotated as oleosin G. Bases 496 to 1005 code for a protein of 169 amino acids. Gene Ontology annotation, cellular component: monolayer-surrounded lipid storage body; membrane. The record is from RefSeq and is a predicted model, not a curated record. The transcript has a single exon. Gene Ontology annotation, biological process: lipid storage. Lineage: Eukaryota; Viridiplantae; Streptophyta; Magnoliopsida; Solanales; Solanaceae.